AUGGUAACUUGGAGAAAACCAAAUGAAGGCACUUACAAGCUAAAUACAUAUGGGAGUGCACUACAAGAAUCUGGGAAGAUUGGAGGAGGAGGCAUAGUAAGGGAUCAUCAAGGUAACUUAAUUAAUGCAUUUUCCUUACCAUUUGGUCUAGGCACUAACAAUAUUACAGAGAUAAAGGCUGCAUUAUAUGGAUUGGAUUGGUAUGAACCACAUGGUUAUAGAAGCAUUGAAUUUGGAAGUAGACUCAGAAAUGUUGUGCAAAUGGAUAAGCAAUACAGUAGCAAUACCUUGGAGAUAUCAAAAGACAAUCCAACAAAUUCAAGACAUUAG
Solanum lycopersicum (tomato) is the source of this 330-nucleotide messenger RNA. RefSeq lists its product as uncharacterized. Gene Ontology annotation, molecular function: RNA-DNA hybrid ribonuclease activity; nucleic acid binding. The record is from RefSeq and is a predicted model, not a curated record. NCBI's taxonomy places the organism in Eukaryota, Viridiplantae, Streptophyta, Magnoliopsida, Solanales, Solanaceae.